AUGGGGUGGAAAGUGGACACCGGCUGGUGGCGACUCGCCUCGGUUCGCAGGAAGAGCAGGAUUCUUCAUGCCGGGGGCAAAAGAGGCACUGCACUCGAACGAAGUACUUGUCCUCGGCGAUGGUGCGCACACGAUGAUUCCGGCCAACCUUGCGGGGCGAAUACAGCAAUCCGUGAUGUCGGCGAUCUGUCUCGCUUCCGAUCCGAGAAGGAUGUUUCGCAGGCAGUCAAAGCACACGACGAGCUCGUCAUCCCAUGUGGCAAGGAUUUAGCAUUUGAAGUGGAGCAAUGGGGCGCAUCAGGAGCUCCUACUGCCCAAAAACCGGACUUGUAUCCCUACAAUCUAGAUCUGGUCUUCUGGGAACCCUAG
Penicillium chermesinum is the source of this 369-nucleotide messenger RNA. RefSeq lists its product as uncharacterized. Lineage: Eukaryota; Fungi; Ascomycota; Eurotiomycetes; Eurotiales; Aspergillaceae. The record is from RefSeq and is a predicted model, not a curated record. The coding region runs from base 1 to 369 and encodes 122 amino acids. The transcript has a single exon.